AUGAACAAGAGAGGAUCGAGAGAGUUUACUCCCAGUGAUAGAGAGCAAGGAGCGAAGAGGAAGAGGAGGUCUCAUACCCCCAAGGAAGACACAUCCUUCCAGGGUUCCACCUUCCUUCGGGUGGAGAUGUUCGCUGAGGCAAGAGAGUGCGAGAUAAGGGACGCGAUGGCUGCUCUGCCCGCCUGCUCGGACAGACAUGCGCGCCAUGGAAAGAAGGCGCCGAUCGGUGGGUCAGAGGUUAGGAUGAUGCUGAGGCGACGAGCUACCAGCCACCGGCGGUACAAGUUUCCCCUGCAAGUCAGGUUGAGGCCAAAGAAGAAAGUCAAGCUGGCAGACGCCUCCAGGGGCAAGGCGCCGCAACUCUACAGAGCACAGAGGAGAUACGUGCGGAACAUGCAUGCUUCCUUCGAGGGCAGGGAAGGCUGUGCAAAGGAUGGUGGCGAUGCUCAAAGAUUUCUGUCUACACACCUCUGGCACGUCAAGAGGAUGAAGAUGGGGAGUAUGUGGGGAUACCGGCUUCCUCUGCAUGUGAGCUUUCGCGGCUCAAAGCUGGCAAUCCUGACGCGUACGGCAGCGGAGAGACGUAUCUUCUCGAGCAGCAGUGAGGUGGUCAAAGACCCGAACGGAAAGUUGUUCAACGAUUGCUCGAAGAUCGACAAAAGAUUCAUGAGUGGAGGGUUUGAAGUCACUUGUCUCGCCUGCUCGUCAACCUCAGUCCAUCAUCGAGUCAUCGGGCCAGCACAGGCGAUGUGCAGGCCAUCUACGGGUGAUGGCAACAUGCGGGAAGCUCUCCUUUGGAUAAAUCCUCAGGCCUCUGCGAUGUUGCAAGCUGAGUUCGAAUGGUGCAACAAGACGGUCCAUGGCAGAGUGCGCUGGGCUCAAACAAGGGCGUUAGCGCGCUUCGAGCUACAGGGUCCAACCAGCGAUCAGCUCUUGGAGAAGAUUAUCUGUCCGAGCUCGGAGGCGUACAAGUCCCUUCAGAUCAGAACCCUUGCAAGAUGCCUGAGUUCCACCAACAUGACAGAGGCCAGCGGCUCCUACCCAGAUGGGGAGUUGCAGUUAGAGGCUUGGAACAGCGUCAAGGGCUCGAGCUCCUAUCAAGUUCUUCCGCCGGGAAGUGCGCUUGCUCUGACAUGCAUCGACCCCCGGCUGGUGAAGGCACUCAGGUCCGCCAAGGGCGACGAGGGCGAUGAAAGGGAAGGAGUCUUCUCAAGGAAACCCUGGCUUUCAAGUACGAGGAGCGUCGGAAACGCGGCAGGGAAGGGGAGCGCUGGGGGAGCUCGACUAUGCCGAGGAGCCUUCUGGGACUUGCCGAGCCAACUCCGAUCUCGUCCUCUCUCCGACUCUUCCUUGCAUGCUUAUCGUCAAGAGGGUUUGUUAACGUUCAGACCCGCAACCGGAGACAAACAGGCCAGGGAGGGCGUCGCCCUGGAUACCAGCGUCCUCCUCAUCAGAGCCGACGGGAGGUCGAAACUUCCUCGCAUGCCGAGCACGAAGAAGUGGGUCCUCCUCCUCCCUGGGGGCUGGUCGAGAGUCUUCUGGAACGCUCUGAUCCUCAACGGCGGGAGGGCGAUUGGAGUGAUGGAGCACAAGGAGAUCAAUCUUCAUCACUGCUCAGCGACGUUCCCUUUCGACUAUCCCGAUUCCCUCAUGUACAAGGAGUGGUCGGAGCUGGAAGCCCGGAAGAGCGAAGAAAGGUCCGAGGUUCUUCCUCCGUCUGUCCGGGUCAACUACAGGAAGCUCGGGACCCGACACGCUGUCGUGACGCCUGAGAGCUGGACAGCAUUGUUCGGAGGGGGAGGAGGAGACGCUGGCGGGGUGGUGGAGGUGAUUCGAGAGAGGUUGGUGCCUGUGGUGCUCCAAUCGGAGAAGCGCGGCGUCCCCUGUCAGAACGCCAUCCUGACGGUGUUGGGCGGCGACUUGCAACGGAGGCUGCGCAAGGUGCUGAAGGAGGGAAGGGGAGAGCAACUCAGCAUUAGCAAGACCACCAGCUCCGAGCUGAGACUUGAACUACCGCGAGAGCAGGAGGAGGAGGAGACAGAGUCCAUCACCGUCCUUGAGGACGUCGGGGGCUACGUGACCUCGGGCUGUCACAACUUCCUCACAGGGCGCGGGUUCGCCAUGGCCCUGCUGAAGGCGGAGGAUGCGAGGAGGGUGAUGGGAGGAGUGCCGGAAGGAGCAGGGGAGAGCGAUUUUCUCGUGGUGGUGAGGAACAACCAUGCGAGAAGCGCGUUCCUGUGCUCAGCAACGUUGUUGUUCGAGAGCUGA
Molecule: messenger RNA, 2268 nt
Organism: Guillardia theta CCMP2712
Lineage: Eukaryota; Cryptophyceae; Pyrenomonadales; Geminigeraceae
Exons: 13
Coding region: 1-2268 (755 amino acids)
Biological process (GO): tRNA 5'-leader removal
Cellular component (GO): ribonuclease MRP complex; nucleolar ribonuclease P complex
Source: RefSeq, a predicted model, not a curated record